Moneuplotes crassus is the source of this 578-nucleotide messenger RNA. The record is from the annotation of a GenBank genome assembly. NCBI's taxonomy places the organism in Eukaryota, Ciliophora, Spirotrichea, Euplotida, Euplotidae.
UUUAACAAAUAUAAAUGGCUAAAGGACUUAGGUCAAAAGUUAGGAGAAGACUCAGAGGUGUCAGAAGAGCACACUUUAUGAAGGUCCAAGGCAUGAAGGAUCUCCAGAGAUUGAACGACAAGCUUACUGAUAAGGACCAUAGCAUUAUGAAAGAUUGUGCUCUAAAGCCAAACGCUUUCUUAGAACCAGACAACCCAGAUAGUGUUUUCCCUCAAAGGAAGCCUGAGAACAACAUCGACUUUAGGUCAUCAGCAAUGUCAGGAGGAGGAACUGCCAUCAGGUUCACUACCAGAACUGAAAUCCCAGGAAGCACAAAGAAGGGAUCUAAAUAUAAGACUAAGGUCAGGACCAUCGAGCAAAUUGAGAAUGAUGAGAUAGAGGCCAAAGAGAAAGAAAUCAAGCAGCAAUUAGAAGAAACUAAUAACCUCAUGGAGAACAUUGCUCUUGAAGAGGAGCCCAUUGAUAUUGGAAUGGAGGUAGAUAAAAACUCUCUGAUGACUGCUAAGCUUCAAGAUUCAAAGAGUGUCAGGAAGAGCAAGAAUAGGAAGAGAGGAAACAGAAGAACCCUUGUCUAUUAA